GACCCGUACCGAGCCGGGCACGGUGCGCACGCGUGGCUCGCAGCAGUGACGCUAUUGUUGUGGCGCGGCGGGGAAGCACGUGAGGAGUGCUACGUCACCAUAAACACUCGUGGGCAAUAUGGCGGCGCCGCCGAGCGGCAAGGUUGUAUAUGAGCAAGAAGGCGUUUUCAUUCACUCCUCCUGUGGAAAAAAUGAUGACCAGGACAGCUUAAUAGCAGGAAUACUGCGUGUCAUAGAAAAGGAAAAUGAAGUGGUAGUAGACUGGAGACCACUGGAUGAGACUUUGGAUACUUCUAAUAUCCUCUGUGCUGGAAAGGAUUCCAGUUCUGUUGUGGAGUGGACUCAAACUCCGAAAGAAAAAUGUUCCCGAGGAGCAGAUCGUCCAAGUAGUUAUGAAGCAGAAUGGGACAUGGUCACCACAGUCUCUUUUAAGAAGAAACCUCAUUCAAAUGGAGAUGCUACAACUCAUGCAAACAGAGAAAGCAAGUGGUCGUUCCUGUUCAGUUUGACAGAUCUGAAAUCAAUCAAACAAAACAAAGAAGGCAUGGGAUGGUCUUAUUUGGUGUUCUGUCUGAAGGACGAUGUGAAGCUUCCAGCUCUUCACUUUCAUCAUGGAGAUAGCAAAUCAUUGAUUAAAUGUCUUGAAAAGCACGUUGUACUGAAUGAAUCUCCACAUGAUGAACGGGUUCUUAUUGUGAAGACUCAGAAGUCACUGUCUCAGUCUUUUGAAAAUCUCUUUGAUGAGCCAUCAUAUGGCUUAUUACAAAAAUGGAAGAAAGAUCCAUAUGUAGUAACAAUGGGAAAAUUUUCCAAAGUCACAAACUAUAUUGUUGGUAGUUUACGUUCAAGUGAUCAAUCAAAUCAGAGACGACCACCAUCAGAAAUGGCAGACUUUCUCAAUGAUACCAUUCCAGGGCUGAAGAUAAAUCAGCAGGAAGAGCCAGGAUUUGAAGUUAUUACACGAAUCGACCUAGGGAAACAGCCUGAAGUUAGUAGAAGAGAGCCUGUGUCAGCUGAAGAAUGGGCUAAGAAUAUGGACUCUGAAGGAAGAAUUUUAGAUGUUGACUACAUAAAACGAUUGAUAUUCAAAGGGGGUCUCUGCCAUACUUUAAGAAAAGAGGCAUGGAAAUUUCUUUUGGGAUAUUUUCCUUGGAACAGCACUAAAGAAGAGAGAGCAAAUCUGCAAAAAAGGAAAACGGAUGAAUAUUUCAGGAUGAAACUGCAGUGGAAAUCUGUCAGUGAGGAACAGGAAAAGCGAAAUUCAAGAUUAAGAGAUUAUCGAAGUCUUAUAGAAAAAGAUGUUAACAGGACAGAUCGAACAAAUAAGUUCUAUGAAGGCGAAGAUAAUCCAGGACUGAUUUUACUUCAUGAUAUUUUGAUGACCUAUUGCAUGUAUGACUUCGACUUAGGUUAUGUGCAGGGGAUGAGCGACUUGCUGUCACCUGUCUUGUACGUUAUGGAGAAUGAAGUAGAUGCCUUUUGGUGCUUUGUAUCGUACAUGGAUCAAAUGCAUCAGAAUUUUGAAGAACAGAUGCAGGGUAUGAAGACACAACUUAUUCAGCUGAGUCAUUUGCUUCGUUUACUAGACAGUGGAUUUUGCAGUUAUUUAGAAUCUCAAGACUCAGGCUACCUUUAUUUUUGCUUCCGGUGGCUUCUUAUCAGAUUUAAAAGGGAAUUUAGUUUUCAAGAUAUUCUUCGACUAUGGGAGUGUGUCAACAGUGCAGGUUUAUUGUCGAAAAUGCGUUUAACAGGGGCACAAUAUUCACUGAAAACUCAGAAGAAAAGAAUAGAUGCUCAGGUCAUGUGGACGGAAUUGCCUUGUCAGAAUUUUCAUCUUCUCCUUUGUUGUGCUAUCCUAGAAUCUGAAAAACAGCAAAUAAUGGACAAGCACUAUGGCUUUAAUGAAAUACUAAAGCAUAUCAAUGAGCUGUCUAUGAAAAUUGAUGUGGAAUAUAUACUCUGCAAAGCAGAAGCAAUUUCUAUGCAGAUGAUGAAUUGCAAGGAAUUGCCUCAAACAGUCAGUGAGAUCCUGGGGAUAGAGAACAGUUUGGUAACACCGGAUUCAGACACAGGAGAGGAUGAAAGUGGAGCUGAGUUGAGCUGUCCGACAUCGCUAUAUCAGAGUAUCUCAACCCCUGUAAUUGCUGCCAAUGGGACGAGGGACGGCGCUCAACAGGCGGCCGAGACCCAGAGCCUGACACCUGCCUAAUGGUCCCCUUGGAGAAAGACUUUCACUGAGCACAUUUUGUUCAAGCACUUGAGAGAUGGAUAUUUAAAUUUGGUGUUGAUUAAGCUUUAAGGUUGUAAAGAAAAUCUGUACUGUAAUGCUUUUGCAUUAAAGCUUUACAACAUGACUCAACUUAACUAUUUUUGUAGUUUCUUCUACCAAAAUAGCCUUUUGUUUUCAAUAACAUUCCUUAAUAUUUUUGUAGCCAAGUGCAUUUUCUUUUUGCUGGUAAACUGGAAAUGGAUGGUGAUUAAGAAUGAAAGAAAUUUCUGCGUUUGCUGAGCUUUCACACAUAUUGAUCUAAGACGGUGUAAGCUCUCUGAUUUAAGCAGAUUCACAAUAUGCCACCUGAAGCUGCUGUACAAAAUUUUCAAGCUGAAGUGAUGCUGAUGUGCUAAAGGAGGAUUCUUUUGUAAAUGGAUUUUCCCUAUCUCAAAUGUUUACAAAAAUACUUCUAAGUAUUUGUUGCAGGUUGAAUGUAGAUUUGAAAUGGACAUUAAUACUUGCACAGUUUAAUGUCCAAAUACUGAAUUUUCUGUAAUUGGGAGUGGACGAACAGUAUAUUUUUACAUUAACAUAUCUUCACUUUAUAUAUACAUAUAUAUAUUUACACACAUACACACUAUAUACACAAUUGUUUGUGAAUACUAAAAAGGAUAGUUGUAUUUUCAAUAUCUAAAUAAACUUGACUGUUCAUUCAUAUGAAUCAGUUUGACCAAAUUAAUGCACAGCUCCAACCUGGGCUCUUUUUCAAAACUUUUCUAACUGAAGGUAACUUUCAUGUGAAUACAUUCAGUCCUACACUUGAUGUAAUUUUGCAAUUGAUACCUUGCAAACUUUACUAAUGUUCAUACUUGUUAAUAUACUAACUGAUCAAUUAACCACUUACACUGUUUUUAUGGCAACAUUAUUUGGAGAACUGAUAAGCAGGUUAUAAAAAAGCCAACCAACCAACCACACACCAAAAUAGUAAUCACAAUUAACAUUAAUGCAUUUUUUUUGUAUCUGCAAAAGGCAGUAUGUUUAUUCCAUGCCAUGCCGAUGUCCUCUGACGUUAUGUGAAAUUUAACAUAACUGAUUAAGUGUAUUCAUUAUUUGGUAACUAUUGUACAUAUAUAAAAUAAAAGUCAAAGCUGA
Messenger RNA from Serinus canaria (Common canary), 3364 nucleotides. It is a transcript of the gene TBC1D15, whose product is annotated as TBC1 domain family member 15. The record is from RefSeq and is a predicted model, not a curated record. NCBI's taxonomy places the organism in Eukaryota, Metazoa, Chordata, Aves, Passeriformes, Fringillidae. Gene Ontology annotation, biological process: activation of GTPase activity. Bases 119 to 2209 code for a protein of 696 amino acids. Gene Ontology annotation, molecular function: GTPase activator activity. The transcript has 18 exons.